Dicentrarchus labrax (European seabass) is the source of this 3511-nucleotide messenger RNA. RefSeq names its product v-rel avian reticuloendotheliosis viral oncogene homolog (gene rel). The coding region runs from base 150 to 2093 and encodes 647 amino acids. Gene Ontology annotation, cellular component: cytoplasm. The transcript has 11 exons. Gene Ontology annotation, biological process: regulation of transcription by RNA polymerase II; cellular response to stress; non-canonical NF-kappaB signal transduction. NCBI's taxonomy places the organism in Eukaryota, Metazoa, Chordata, Actinopteri, Moronidae. The record is from RefSeq and is a predicted model, not a curated record. Gene Ontology annotation, molecular function: RNA polymerase II cis-regulatory region sequence-specific DNA binding; DNA-binding transcription factor activity, RNA polymerase II-specific.
AUUCCCCCGCUGCUCCUCUGUUCAACAAAUAAUACUUUUCCUGUGCACUGUCACUUAUUCAGCUCGGGGUUCUCCAGGAGACAAUAACCUGUGAUACUGCAGAGAGAGAGAAGAGAGAGAGAGAGAGAGAGAGAGUGUGUGUGUGCAUUAUGGAUGUUCUUGUGCCCUCCAUGCUAGGGGAUCCACACCUUAUGGCUGAGCCAGAGAUCCAGAUCUUCGAGCAGCCCAAGCAGAGGGGGAUGCGCUUCAGGUACAAGUGUGAGGGUCGCUCAGCCGGAAGCAUCCCCGGGGAGAAGAGCUCGGACAACAACAGGACCUACCCGAGUCUGCAGAUCCUGAAUUACUGCGGUAAGGGGAAAGUGCGCGUCUACUUGGUGACCAAGAACGAGCCUUACCGACCACAUCCACACGACCUGGUGGGGAAGGACUGCAAAGACGGAUUCUACGAGGCCGAGUUUGGUCCAGACCGCAGAGUGAUCGCUUUCCAGAAUCUGGGUAUCCAGUGUGUGAGAAGGAGGGAAGUGAAAGAUGCGAUCGUACAGAGGAUGACCAGAGGGAUCAACCCCUUCAAUGUGCCACGUGAGCAGCUGCUGCAGACGGAGGAGUACGACUUGAACGUGGUCCGUCUGUGCAUCCAGGUUACCCUGCAGGACGAGAACGGCCACUACACCCGCCCACUCAACCCCAUCGUCACAAACCCCAUCUACGACAACAGGGCCCCAAACACAGCCGAGCUGAGGAUCUGUCGGGUCAACAGGAACAGUGGCAGCGUCAAGGGAGGGGAUGAAAUCUUCUUGCUGUGUGACAAAGUACAGAAAGAUGACAUCGAGGUGCGAUUCUUCUCCUCCGACGGCUGGGAGGCCAAAGGCUCCUUCUCCCAGGCCGACGUUCAUCGCCAAGUAGCCAUCGUCUUCAAGACUCCGCCUUACUAUAACACCUCCAUAAUAGAGUCAGUCACUGUGCACAUGCAGUUGCGCCGACCUUCCGAUCAGGAAGUCAGUGAACCGAUGGAUUUCAGAUAUCUGCCCGACGACAAAGAUCCUUACGGCUACAAUGAGAAGAAGCGCAAGAGAGAGAACUUGAUGAGGAUACCAGGAUUGUCAGGUGGUGCUUUUUCUUGCCUGGCUAUGAACAGGCCAAAAGCAGUGUCGCAGAGCACCUUGAGUCACAUGCGGAAAGACCUCAGCAACAUGUACCUGAGGCAACAGCCCACAGCGACGAUGCAUCAACAACCUGCUGUGUUCAACCAGUCCUACCAGCCGGGCCCACAAAAUGUGAUGAUGACGUCACAGGCUUCCAAUGUACCAGUCAGCCAUUCAUGGGCAAAUCCCAACCCAGCACUCUCAAUGGAAACAGUCACCAUAAACCCGUCUGGUGGCAUGGGCAAUCUGUCACGUCCUAAUAGCAGGCAACAGCAGCCAAACCGUGGAUCCGGUUAUCCCCAGAGAGUGGAGCCCAACAACUUUGACAGUAACAUCCUCCCUCAGCUCUCCAUUCGGGACUUGCAGUGCUUGGAUACAGCCACCCAGGUCCCAGGAAUGAGCCAGUCAGAGUCCCAGCAGCUCUUCCACAUGCAGCACCAAAGGGAGGAGCUUGCCUCUGACACCCGGGCCCAGAACCAACUUGGCAACCAGAACCAGGGUCUCCAGACUGCGUGGCUGAAUUUCAAUAACCUCAAUCCAAUCCAGAACACCUUUAACGGGUCGGUACCUGGAGGCGGAGGGGGGUCACAAGGGCUAGGCUCUUUCCCAUUACUAGAGGGAAUAAAUGAAGAUGAAGCUUUUGUGAAGGGCCUGGUGGGAAUGUCUCAGACUGGCUUCCAGCUGAAGCAGGAGCCCCAGAUCACAGUGGGACAAGAGAGCCAUGCUCCCCUCAUGCAAUCCCCAAGGGAAAACCAAGGAAAUACUUACACCAACUUGCUUCCUCGUCCAAUGAGCAAUGGCACCAACAUGGAUCCAAUGAGACAAGAUGCUAGCGGCAACACCCAGGCUCUUAAAAACCUGCAAAAUCCUUACUCAAACAACGGCAUGGCCUCCGACAACCACUUUCCAACCUUGGCUGACUGGAUCAAAGCAACUCGGCAAAGUGACUAAAAGGACUAACAUUUUUGGUAGCAAGAAAUAAGCAGAGAAAGCACCGAAGGAACGCUUUGGUCUUGUUUUAGUCUUGCAAAGCCAGAAAUGUAUCACUCCUUCUGGCCCAGUUCGGGUCAGUGGGCAUUUGCUUGGGCUAUAACAUUAGUGUACGUUAGCCAAUUGGAUCCAUAGCCAGACAAAAGGCAUUGUUUCUGUCAAUACGCUUGAUUUCAGACUAGUUCCUUCUUUAGCUAAUACUUAACCAAGAGUUAUUCCUUGGCCUGAUUGGCCCAGUGUGCCAUUGGUCUUUGGUAUUAAUCUAGAAAGAAGUUUCUCCUGAAAAUGAUCAAUCCAAUUUGAUUUCUUGAUAAAUUUGACACAUGAAAUAAACAAUGCAGAACCUGUUUCAGAACCUUUAAUUUUAAGAGCACCUUGUUCAAAGCCCCAGUUUACAAGUUCAACCCCGACCUUUAAACUGAGGUGUUGUAGGUUGCAUCGACGUUCUGAACACCUGUUUCCAGUUACAGGUGUUAUGGACCUCAGGGGAUAUCCCCCAUGAUUAGACAGUAAAACUGAGCUCACCUGUGUUCAGCUGGCUUCUGCAAGACUAAGACGUGUAUGUGGUUGAACCACGGCCGAGGUUGUAAUGGUGAUCAGACGACAUCCUGACGGUUCCCAAGCCGCAGUUGAUUUCCGAAAAAGUGAAUGUACUACUUUCUUUCUUUGUCUUUCUCAGGUGAAGUUGGAUUCACUGUCAACAUACUGUAUAGUAAUCAAUGUUUUUAUAAGUUGUUUGAUCUUAAAAAUAAACAAGGGUAAAUGGAUUUUUCGCAUUUUUGAAAGUACAGCAGAAAAAGAAUUUGCUUUUUAUGACUUUUUAUGACUUUUUAUUGCUUUGUAAAGCAUUCCUUCACAUACUGUUUUAUUGAUUUAUUGAUUAGUUUAUUAAGUGCACUCUGUACAUACAUGUUAGCCAUAGUUGAGAGUGAAAGCAACAAUCGCGCUGAAACACUCAAGAACUGGCAAGGUACUGAAAUUUCCAUUGAGGAAGUGGGAGGAAGCACAUUCAGUGUUGUCUUUCCUUUGUAAUGACUAUGUCAUACCAGUGAUCACAUGUGUUAUUCAGAGUUCUCAGAGUAUUUGUACCAGAUGUUUUUAUAAAGACAGAUGGAAAUGUUGUGUUUUAUUCAUUCAGCUGAGGCUCUUACCUUCACAGAGCGUCUUGCUCGAGGACACGUGGCUGAUAAUGAACAAACACUGGCUCUUUGUGCCGAUACAGCCUAGCCCAUCCUUUUGAUUUGUUUUUACUUGUAUGCCUUUCAAAGCUUUGUGGUGUUAAAUGAAAUUAAAUAUUUUGAUGACUAAUGUGUAAGAUUUGCUAUUUUUGGAUUUUUCUAAAGGAUCAGUUCUUAAUAAACAGACGCUGUCUAAUUCCA